AUGUCUGACGACAACACCAAGCGCCACUGGCACGGCAACCCCGGCGACCGCCACGAGCACCUCAAUGUCUGGAUGAGCGGUGGCUCCAAAGGGCCUGCCUCUCGGGCAGCCUGGGCCCUAACACCCGAGAUGAUGGCCGCAUCCCGCCGUGACUCUUCCUCUUCCACGGGCAGUGCAUCCAACCAACCUGCCGCCGAUUCCAACAAUUCUUCCCAGCCUUACUCCUCUGUCAACGAGCGUCGCCGCUCCAGCGCCGGCUCCGGCUCCGGUCUCUUUUCGAACUUGCACACCCAGAAGCGCGAGUCGACCGAUCCCAAUAUGGUCGAUCGUCGCGCCAGCUGGAGCGAGCAGCAGCAGAAGGGCGGCGUCUUCUCCAAGUUGUGGGAGGGCUAUACGCGCGGCAAAUAA
Penicillium macrosclerotiorum is the source of this 408-nucleotide messenger RNA. RefSeq lists its product as uncharacterized. The record is from RefSeq and is a predicted model, not a curated record. The transcript is spliced from 2 exons. The coding region runs from base 1 to 408 and encodes 135 amino acids. NCBI's taxonomy places the organism in Eukaryota, Fungi, Ascomycota, Eurotiomycetes, Eurotiales, Aspergillaceae.